Trichobilharzia szidati is the source of this 522-nucleotide messenger RNA. The record is from the annotation of a GenBank genome assembly. Lineage: Eukaryota; Metazoa; Platyhelminthes; Trematoda; Strigeidida; Schistosomatidae.
UCCUGAUUGCAGUAGACUGGAUAAUGCGACAAACAGUGGGCAAUGAGGAAACAGGCAUAAAAUGGACUCACACAAAAAACUUGGAGGAUCUGGACUUCGCCGAUGAUAUAUGUCUGAUUUCCCACAAACUGGAAGAUAUGCAAGCGAAAAGCAACAAGUUGGCAGAAGAAGCAUCAAAGAUAGGACUUCAGGUGAACAUAGAGAAAACAGAGGUGAUGAAAAUUCCUGGGCAACACCACCAACAGCAACAACAACAACAACAGACAACAAUCAGCAUAAAUGGGAGGAACCUGAAAGAAACAACCUCUUUUACCUACCUACCUGGGAAGCAUCGUUUCAACUACAGGCGGACGGAACUGACGAGGAUAUCAAAGCAAGAAUCGGAAAAGCAAGACAAGCUUUCACUACUCUCAAGUCUGUGUGGAGGUCAACAGCACUCAGCAUCAAAAAUAAGAUCCGGAUUUUCAACUCCAAUGUGAAGUCAGUGCUACUCACUAUACGGAUCGGAGACUUGCACUGCGC